UUUAACACCACACCCGUCCUGUUCUGGAUCAUAACGGAGCUGCACGCCGCCUCUGCUGUGUCUGAAGCUGAGUCCAUCAUGGCGCUGGUUUCUGAAUUCCUGGGCCAGCUGACGUUAUCUUACGGAACGGAGGCGGAGCCUAAGUUUCCCACCGUGGUUCCAGCUCGGGACUUUGACCCGGCGAGAGACGCCGCCCGGAUCGAGACGGCCGUCAAGACCAAAGGUGUGGAUGAACAGACCAUCAUUGACAUUCUGACCAAACGCAGCUACGAGCAGCGCCGAGAGAUCGGCUUCGAGUACGAACGAAUCGCCAAAAAGGACCUCAUCAGCUCUCUGAAGUCUGCUCUCUCCGGCUCUCUGGAGUCUCUCAUGUUGGGUCUGAUGAAGAGUACGGCUCAGUACGACGCCUCGGAGCUGAAGGCCUCCAUGAAGCACCACUAG
This is a messenger RNA of Salarias fasciatus (jewelled blenny), 441 nucleotides long. Its product is annotated as annexin A2-B-like. Lineage: Eukaryota; Metazoa; Chordata; Actinopteri; Blenniiformes; Blenniidae. The record is from RefSeq and is a predicted model, not a curated record. Gene Ontology annotation, cellular component: plasma membrane; nucleus; vesicle membrane. The transcript has 6 exons. Gene Ontology annotation, molecular function: calcium-dependent phospholipid binding; calcium ion binding; phosphatidylserine binding. The coding region runs from base 79 to 441 and encodes 120 amino acids.